Saccostrea cuccullata (small rock oyster) is the source of this 993-nucleotide messenger RNA. RefSeq names its product uridine diphosphate glucose pyrophosphatase NUDT14-like. Gene Ontology annotation, molecular function: metal ion binding; UDP-sugar diphosphatase activity. The transcript has 5 exons. Gene Ontology annotation, biological process: nucleoside phosphate metabolic process; ribose phosphate metabolic process. Bases 71 to 709 code for a protein of 212 amino acids. The record is from RefSeq and is a predicted model, not a curated record. NCBI's taxonomy places the organism in Eukaryota, Metazoa, Mollusca, Bivalvia, Ostreida, Ostreidae.
UACACUAGGAAACGAAACAACUUGAUCACUUAUAAAGUUUAUGUUUUAGGUAGUGGGGAACUACAAAGCUAUGGAAAGAAUUACUGACGUCUACGUUGAAGAAUGUACAAAAUCUCGAUAUAUAAAACCACUGCGUUUAAGAUACAAACAGAAUAGAGAAGAUAAAAUUUGGGACCUUAUAAAAGAACAUGAUGACAUUGCCAUUCUCUUGUACAACAAGUCCAAUGAUUCCUUUGUCUUUGUUAAACAGUUUAGACCAGCUAUUUACCUGAAUAACUGUGAAACUGAACAGAAGAAUGACAAAGUAACAAUUGAUUCAGAUAAAUAUCCAGGCUCACUGGGGAUUACCUAUGAACUGUGUGCAGGUUUGAUAGACAAGGAUGUCAGUCCUGCAGAAAUAGCCAAAAUGGAGAUCCUAGAAGAAUGUGGAUUUGAUGUUCCUUUAGACUCAAUAGAACAUGUGACUUCCUACAGGAGUGGUGUGGGAACCACAGGAUCUAAGCAGUAUUUCUUUUAUGCUGAAGUAACAGAGGAAAUGCGGACUGGAAAGGGCGGUGGUGUAGAAGAGGAAGGGGAGAUGAUUGACGUUAUUGAAAUUCCUAAAUCAGAGGUCAUGACCUUUGUUAUGGAUGAAAGUAUUAACAAACCAGUUGGAAUGGUGUUUGCUGUGUUUUGGUAUUUUCAAAAUAAAUCAAAUGCAUGUAAAUAAAUUAUUUAUUUAGUGUUUUAAUAGCAUCACGUUCAGUAUAUAGUAGUGUUCGAAUAGAUUUGUAAACAUCACGUGACUUGAAGAUAUUAGUAGGAAGGCCAUGCGACAGGACGGCACUAAGCUAUAUGAAAUAUGAAUUUCGAAUGUGUAUGUCUAUGAUAAUAGAAUUGUCAUGUUGUAGAUUAUUUAAUUACAGAUGUAUGUAAAUAUUUUAUAACGAUCGGUACAUGUACCUGCAAAACUUACAAUAUGACAGAAUAAAGCAAAAUUGAGCAAGUUUCCUA